This is a messenger RNA of Octopus sinensis (East Asian common octopus), 4352 nucleotides long. Its product is annotated as zinc finger protein 98. Lineage: Eukaryota; Metazoa; Mollusca; Cephalopoda; Octopoda; Octopodidae. The transcript has 2 exons. The record is from RefSeq and is a predicted model, not a curated record. Bases 590 to 1624 code for a protein of 344 amino acids.
CUAAUAGCUACAAUUAAUACUGAAAGUCGGUCGCACCCAGAGAAAUCUCCUAAGCAAAAUAACUAAACGUCGUUAGAAAAAAAAUUAUUACGCAGCUACCAAGAGAACUAGUACUAGAGCAGGUACACGAAUGUUCAUGUCAAAGAAUUAAGUUGUUAAAGCCUUCGAAACUCAAAAUCUAACAACUCGAUCAAUUCUUUCUUUGCCAGUCCUUCAUUAAAAAGGCACAAUCAUUGUUUACAUCUGAGAACGAUUAUCAGAAGACAUUUGCAGUAAAGAACUGUUUUAAUUCAGAUACUUCAACAAUAUUUAUCAUCUUUUAAAGACUAAGGAAACUUUUAUAAAGAACGGAUAUAACUUUAUUCAUAUAAAUCUAUGGUAGAAUUACUGUGAAAUAUUUUCAGAAAAGCUAAUAGCAAAAUUUCAGUAUUUCAUUGUCUGAAAUAUGUACAAGCUGAUUUUGCUUUCUAAUUAAUCUUGAACAAAUUUGCAAAAGAGUUUGCAACCUCUUCAGAUAUUAGAAAAGAUAACAAUUCAUAGAAAUGUAGAAGAAAUAUUUAUUAGGAAUAAAAUACAAAACAAAAAAAAAAUGUCUAUUAAAUGUGAUGAGGGAGGAAACAUUAUGGAAAAUGAAUUAUGUGAUGUCAGUGUUAACUGUAAAAGGAUUGGUUUUCAUGAUGAAGUACUGAAAGAGAUUAGAAAGCCAUCGUACCACUGUGAUAUUUGUGGUAAAACAUUCUGUGCAAAUGGUGACUUAACUAAGCAUAAACGUAUUCAUACAGGAGAGAAACCAUAUCACUGUGAUAUCUGUGGUGAAUCUUUCUCUGAAAGUGGUGUGUUAACUAGACACAAGCGUAUUCAUACUGGAGAGAGGCCCUAUCACUGUGAUAUCUGUGGUAAAUCAUUCUCUCAAAAAAGCCACUUAACUAAUCACAAAUAUAUUCACACAGGAGAGAAGCCAUAUCACUGUGAUAUCUGUGGUAAAUCACUCUCUCGAAAUAGCUUAACUACUCAUAAAUAUAUUCAUACUGGAGAGAGGCCCUAUCAGUGUGAUAUCUGUGGUAAAUCAUUCUAUCAAAGAAGUCACUUAACUACACACAAAUACACACAUACAGGAGAGAAGCCAUAUCACUGUGAUAUCUGUGGUAAAUUAUUCUCUGAAAGAUAUAGAUUAACUAGACACAAAUAUAUUCAUACAGGAGAACAGAGAUAUCACUGCAAUAUCUGUGGUAAAUCCUUUGCUGUAACUAGUCACCUAACUACUCACAUACGCAUUCAUACAGGUGAGAAACCAUAUCACUGUGAUAUCUGUGGUAAAUCAUUCCCACAAAUAAGUGAAUUAACUAUACACAAACGCAAUCAUACAAGAGAGAAGCCAUAUCACUGUGAUAUCUGUGGUAAAUUAUUCUCUCAUAGAAGUACCUUGAUCAACCAUAAACGCAUUCAUACAGGAGACAAACCAUAUAUCUGUGAUAUUUGUGGUAUUUCUUUCUCUCAGAUUGGCAACUUAACUAGACACAAGUAUAUUCAUAUAGAGGAGAAACCAUAUCACUGUGAUAUCUGUGGUAAAUCAUUCAAGCAAAAAAGUUGUUUGACUACACAUAAAUCUAUUCAUACUGAUUGAAGGCAUGUGACUGAUAUCUGUGGCAAGUCAUUUUCUCAGAAAAAGAAAUCCCCUAACUAUACAUAUAUGUAUGAAAACAGGAGAAUACCACUGUUGAAAAUCGUCCCUUGAAAAAAUAUUUUUUACAUAACCGUAAAUGUAAAUACAAAAGGAAAAACAUUUAACAGUGUAAUAACAACUUUCCAUAACUACAUUUUUAUGUCAAUUACAUUCAUCGCUUAUCAUUGUGAUAUUUUUAUUUAAAGCAUUUUUCAAAAUAAUCUAUAUUCUACUUAAAACAUUUCCAGAAGGGGAAGAAAUAAUAUUGACUUAUUUAACAUUGUAAGUAAUUGAGAAAUGUAUUUUCAUAUAUCAGAUUUAAGAUCACUGUACAAUUAUUAUAUUAUGAAUAAAUACACAAACCUUAAAAUGUAUUUCAUCAUACCAUAAUAGGAUAUAUGAAUGAGAUCUUAUAUAUAUUCAUAUAUAAAACCAUAAGUUCAGGAGAUGUGAAAGGUGAAUAUAUAUUUAUUUAACCAUGUGAUUUCCAUUGGCUUAUGGUUGUUUCACAACCUUCUUCAUGUAUUGAUUUCAGUGUGAAAGGAAAUAUGCAUACAUGUUUGCUUUAGUAUGUAUGUCCAACAUUAUACAAUACAAUUGUAUAUUCACAAAUUUUUGCAAAUAAAGAAAGCUAGCUCAUCAGAUCGCUGGAAUCAUGGUUGCACCACCCAACUAUUCAACUCUAAAUAUACACAAAAUUUUUUCAUAUAUAUAUAUAAUAUAAAUAACUAUGCAUAUAUACAUACAUGUGUAUAUACAGAUGCAUAUAUGGGCACAGGACACCACAGAACAUAAACAACAUGAAAUAUGAAAACAUGGAAUAUGAACCUUUUUGUGAACAACGGAAGAAACAAAUGGAAAACAAGAAAAGCGGCAUAAAAAAAUGGCCCUUCACCAGUUGUCAGCUGUUUUUCUACUUCCUAUUUCAAGCAAUUCACAACAAAAUACGUUUUCGAUAAAACAGUUGCUCUUGCAAAGCAAAUUAAAUAUAAUUUGGGAUUUUGUGGAGGGUCAAAGUUGGUAACAAAAACAGGACAGUGAAAACAAACAGGAAGGGCUGUUAAGCCAGAACAAAGUGAGUUGAUGAACGAGGAGGAACAAGCUCUGACUGGAGACAAACAAGAAUGCAUCUUAUCCCUGCAGCUGAUCAGAAAGAAAGAAAUUCAAGUUAGGAAAAGAAAGAUGACCAAUGGUUACGUGUGAGCAACAAGAGAACAAAGGCAGAAGAGUGAGAGGGAUAGACGGAGAACAGCGAAGGGGAGAGGAAAAGAAUUAGAGAAAGGAUGAGAUAGAGAAAAAAACGGAAGGGGAGAUAAAAAAGAAUUAGAAAAAGGAAGAUAAAUAUAUAUAAAUGGAUCAAUCUGUGUGUGUUUUCUAUGUAUAUUUAUGUGUGUAUGUGUAUAGUUUUUGUUUUACUCCAGUUCACUGUGCUGGAAAGUAUGUUUGAGGUGUAGUUGGAAUAUGUAAAAUUCAUGAAGGUUCAAAUGCCUUCUGUGAGGUUUUGUGACUUUGUUAACCCUGUAUUGAAAUUUAUUUUUGUUGAAUACCAUUUCUUGGUUUUACUUGACCUGCCAUUCAUCCAUGAUUUCUGUAGAAUCUUUAAAUUUCCAGCUGUUUUACUCAUCUACAUAAUUGAACUAAAAAUUCAUUUAUAUUAUUAGUUUUUUUAUAUACUUUUUUAUGUUAUUUAUUUUUACUUCGUCUUAUUUUCUUUUUUGUUUACAUUAAGCAAUAGUCAGUUCCUUAAAUUUUCAUCUAGUGCUUUAACUUACUUGAUAUGAAAGGAUAUAUCUUUACUUUUACUGACCAAAUUAAACUUUGUCUAGUUUCAGCCUUCCAUUGUAUAUAUAAAGAGGAAAUUUUUGUGUAUAUAUUUAGAGUUGAAUUGUUAGUGUAAACAUGAUGUUCCAGUGAUCCAAUGAGCUAGUUCUUUUUAUUUGCAAUAAUUUAUAAAUGUGCAAUUGUAUUAUAUAAUGCUAAGCAUACUUAUUAAUGCAAACAUGUACACUAAUUUCUUCCAUGUUUAAAUUAAUACUACAUAACAAAGGUCGUGAAACAGCCAUAACCCUUUGGAAGUCACAUGGUUAAAUAAAUAUAUAUAUUCACCUCUCAUAUCUCCUGACUUUAUAACUUUAUAUUUUCUUCAUGAAAUAAUUUCAUCAACCAGAUCUGAAUUUUCAGUUACAUAGACGCUCUGCAUUAUAUUUCUUUGUAAUUGAUUGCUAUGUAGACUGAUAGCUGAGUCCAUAACAAGAGCUUUCUGUGAUAGCUGCACUAUUCUCUGAAUCCAUAUCUUAUAUUAUUCAUGUGUGUGUGUGUGUGUGGAAAGCAUAUGUUAAAUGACAUAAGAAAUUUUCGUGCUUUAGAUUCUUUCAUAUAUAUAUCUCAUGUAUAUUAUGAUUUAAACUUUGUUUUCAAUCAAUGGGAAUAUUCUGUUACUUGUGAAAUCUAUUUAAUUUUAGCUGUAGUUUUUCUCCUUGGAAUGUAGCAGAAGUUGUUCUCUGCACAUUUUCAGUGUUUAUUGCUCCUGAGCAUCUGUCACAUACAAAUACUAUCUUCCUGGUUUGCCUUCCUUUGAUAUUGCUGCAUCUCUUAUGUGUCCAUAGCUUACACUGGGUACAUCUUCUAGAGAUUCUACCUUCACCUUUUCUACAGAUCGAGCAAGGCCAUCUACCUGAAGGGAUUUGUG